This is a messenger RNA of Macadamia integrifolia, 2112 nucleotides long. RefSeq names its product probable pectinesterase/pectinesterase inhibitor 21. The record is from RefSeq and is a predicted model, not a curated record. The transcript has 2 exons. Gene Ontology annotation, molecular function: pectinesterase activity; pectinesterase inhibitor activity. Gene Ontology annotation, biological process: cell wall modification. NCBI's taxonomy places the organism in Eukaryota, Viridiplantae, Streptophyta, Magnoliopsida, Proteales, Proteaceae. The coding region runs from base 170 to 1891 and encodes 573 amino acids.
CAACUCUCCAAAACUCAGAGCUGAGGGGACAUAAGCAAGUCUCAUAUCUUCCAUUGUCUUCUUGGCUCUGCUUCCCUUAUCUCUCUCAGAGCAAUCAGCUCUCCUAUCAAAUAAAAAAUAAACCUACUAGGGGAAAAAGAAGAAAAGGGAAGCUAAGCUAAGGUCAAUCAUGUCAGGCGAUGGGAAAAAAAAGAGGAUGACGGUGAUUGCCGUCUCUUCCUUAGUUCUGGUAGCCAUGGUGGUCGGAGUUGCCGUCACCGUUACCCGCAACAACACAACCUCAAGCAACAAAGCUGCAGAGCCUCAGAUAACCGGUUCCAUGAAGGCAAUCAGGGCCAUAUGUCAACCCACAGAUUUCAAGGAGACCUGCGAGCAAAGUCUAUCAUCAGCUAACACCACCGACCCAAAAGAGCUGGUGAAGGUGGGUUUCCAAACGGCCAUGACCCAUAUCACUGAAGCCGUCAAGAAAUCUACUACACUUCGUGAACUUGAGAAGGAUAAAUUUUCUGCUCAAGCUCUUGAGAACUGCAAGGAAUUGAUGGACUAUGCUAUUGACGACCUCCAGAAGUCUUUUGAUGAACUGGGCGCGUUUGAUAUGAGCAAGAUGGAUGAUUUUCUGGAGAACAUCAAGAUCUGGCUCAGUGCUGCUCUUACCUAUCAGGAAACAUGUGUUGAUGGCUUCAAGAACAACACUGACAGUGCCGCAGAGUCCAUGAGGAAGGCAUUGAAGUCCGCCGGUGAAAUUACCCGUAACGGUCUAGCUAUCGUUGGUGAAAUCUCUACUAUUCUUACCUCCUUACAAAUCCCAUUUAGCCGUCGUCUCCUCUCCGACGAACCAAAGCUCACCGAGGAUGGUUUCCCGCUGUGGGCAUCGUCUGAGAAACGUAGACUACUUGCACUACCCAAGCACUUGGUUAAGGCCGAUGUGGUUGUUGCUAAGGACGGCAGCGGCCAGUACAAGACAAUCAAUGAUGCUCUCAAGAAUAUCCCUCCAUUGAAAGUGAGAAACAGUAACCCUAAAGUGAACAACGUCACUUAUGUCAUCCAUAUCAAGGCCGGAAUCUACAAUGAAAUAGUUCAUGUCCUAAAGGACAUGGCUCACGUCAUGUUCAUGGGAGAUGGACCUCUUAAGACAAAGAUCACCGGAAACAAAAACUUCAUUGAUGGCACCCCCACCUUUACUACUGCUACGGUUGCCGUUGUAGGAUCUGGUUUCAUGGCCAGGGAUAUUGGUUUUGAGAACUCAGCCGGAGCUGCUAAGCAUCAGGCCGUGGCACUGAGGGUGUCAUCUGAUAUGUCAGUCUUCUACAACUGCAAAAUGGAUGCCUACCAAGAUACCCUUUACGCCCACGCCGGCCGCCAGCUCUACAGCAACUGCGUGGUGAGUGGAACCAUCGAUUUCAUCUUCGGCAACGCAGCUGUUUUGUUCCAGAAAUCGACGAUGGUUGUGAGGAAGCCACUGGAUAACCAACAGAACAUUGUGACAGCUCAGGGAAGGAAGGAUAGCCGUGAACCCACAGGAAUCGUCCUUCAGGAUUGCACCAUUAAGGCCGACCCAUCGUUGGUACCAUUCAUGGUAAAGAACCCAUCUUACCUUGGUCGACCAUGGAAGGAGUUUUCCAGAACCAUCAUCGCCAAUACCUAUAUUGAGAACGUGAUCAGACCUGAAGGGUGGCUCCCAUGGGCAGGUGACUUUGGUCUCAAGACUUGCUUCUAUGCCGAGUACAAAAACAAAGGUCCUGGUUCCAAUCUUGCUAAUAGGGUCAAGUGGCCUGGGAUCAAGACUCCCACAUUCACCCAUGAACAAGCUCUGCCAUUCUCUGCUGAUAAAUUCAUCAGUGCUCAAUCGUGGCUUCCCCGCACCGGAGUGCCCUUCAUUCCCAGCAUCUAGGCUUUGUAAAAGUAAACAAUGGAGUAAUUUAAACUUGAAUUAUAUAUUAUCUGUAAUUUGCCUGGGAAACCCUAGUUAAGGAUUCUUUUUCUUGAUUUUCCCCUCUUUUUUUUUUUCUUUUUUUUCCUACUUUCUGUUGUGAUUUCCAUCAACAGUUAACAUAAUAUUACUUUUAAUAAAGGAUUUAAGAAAGAAAAACGAAGGGUUGAGCAAUUAAACCA